Molecule: messenger RNA, 4055 nt
Organism: Hypomesus transpacificus
Lineage: Eukaryota; Metazoa; Chordata; Actinopteri; Osmeriformes; Osmeridae
Product: zinc finger protein 835-like
Exons: 4
Coding region: 763-2181 (472 amino acids)
Biological process (GO): regulation of transcription by RNA polymerase II
Cellular component (GO): nucleus
Molecular function (GO): RNA polymerase II cis-regulatory region sequence-specific DNA binding; DNA-binding transcription factor activity
Source: RefSeq, a predicted model, not a curated record
AAGAUUCAAAGGCAUCAUUUUACAAACAACCCUGCCCCCAUCCUGUGUAAUCUACGGCUAUCGCGAGACCGACCCAAGCAUCACAUCAUUUCACACCCGUCGCUACGCUGGCAAGAAGUACACCUCUGCGGAUUUUAUAUAGUGUGCGGCUUUUUCUGAUCAUUUUCUUACAGACACGGCUUCUGCUCAUCGACGUUACAUCUUUAGAAGAUCUGCUAGAAGAAAAAUUCCUCAGGAACGUUAGGUAUCUAGCUCAUUUGGCUCCUUUAGCUAGUUGGCUAGCUAGCUUGCUGCGCUAGCUCGCUGGCAGCGGCUGCCUUCUUUGGCUACAAUUCAUUGCAUUCAGUCAUCUGUGCAUUUAGUCGAAUACUUCGUUUUUAAAAUUUGUUUUCACAUGUACGUUUUCGUAAAAUAAGGCAUGCACAGAUGCUCUUUUAUACAAAAAAUAUAUAGCUCCACUUGUACUCGUUGUAUAUUGGAUGCUUGCCAAGGUAUUGUUUUGACUAACCAAAGAUACUGAUACUGGAAGUGUGUCUUCCCAUGUGUGGACUUGUAUUGAACCUGGCAGGUACUUUUAAUUUACUUAAAGCAGCUACCAGCCGACCGCAUAGUUGAGAAAUGGUAUUAUAAACACCUAGAAUGACAGUAUCAUAGGUUAAUUCAUAGGUCCAGUUAAUUGGUCAAUUGUACUUAGCUAUUUAUUUACACCUUGGUGAGCGGUGACAGCCACAACAAAGAUACAAGUCUGCCGUAGUCAGAGCAAUGGAGACAGUGAGGAAUACGUUCCACGCUCAGCUAGCCACCGUCAUGGACUCACUCCUGGCGGCGGCGGUGUGUGAGAUCGCCAAGAUAUUCGAGAGCAGCCUGUGUGAGCAGCAGGCAGAGCUGACGCAGAGAGGAGAGGAGAUCUCGGCGCUAAGAGGCAGGCUGGAACGGGCAGAGAGGAAACUGAGGAAGGGAGGAGAUGGAGGGGAUGUGGGGACUGGACCAGGACCAGGCAGGAGAGAGGGAGGAGGAGAGAACAGUCCCAGGCACCGGGCUGAUCCAGGAGCUGCAGGGAGCUCGGGAAAGGAUGCCUUCAGCGAGACAGAUCCCCACCAUCAGGAGGUCAGUGAGAGCCCUUUCAGGGUUAAGGAGGAGACAGAGCAGGGAAGAGCCACAUUCAAACAGGAGUUUAAGGAAUCAGGCCCUAGCCCCAAUGCUGAUGAAGUCCAUACCUCAGAGGGGAGCCAGAGGCUGGGAGACCCCCUGGCUGACACAAGAGGCACCAAGCCAGUGUUAUGUCAUUGGGAGGAGGCCUCCAGAGAUGACCCCAGGCCCAGACCCCUCCAGGACCAGGGCACCUCAGCCCGGUCGGACCCCAGCUCUGCCCCGCAGAGGGACUGGCUGCCUGGGCUGGACGCCGGGCGCAGUGGGGAGGCUGGACUGGAGCUGCUGGCAGAGGGGGGAGGCUAUCCUCCAUCUGGGGGUACCACAGGAGGAGACGGCGAGGCUAACUUCUACAGGCCUGCGCUCGGCCACGAGGAUGAGGAGGAAGAGGAGGAGGAGGAAGAGGACCCAGCCCUCCUCUUCCUCGACCAGAACCCCGACCAGGACCUGGCCCCGGAGGCCGUCAGGGACGCGCGACAGGACCACAGCCAGAGGGGCGCCUCGUCGUCGUGGCGACCGCGGGACCGACCCAGGCGGGCCAACGCCGCGAGGGACCCGCUCCGACCCCACACGCCCAACGCCCUCCCCAACACGCACAAGCACCCCCACCCCCUGGGGCACGUGGGGGGCGGGGCCCGGCCGUACACCUGCCCCUACUGCGGCAAGGCCUUCACCUACCCCUCCCACCAGCGGCGCCACCUGCUGCGCCACACGGGCGUGAGGCUGCACCCCUGCUCCGUGUGCGACAAGAGCUUCCUCACGCCCUCGGAGCUGACGGUGCACACGCGCGUGCACACGGGCGAGAGGCCGUUCGGCUGCAGCCAGUGCGGCAAGCGCUUCGCCCGCAGCGGCAACCUGCGAGCCCACCAGCGGGACGUCCACAUGGGCAAGAGGCCCUUCGGCUGCGACGAGUGCGGCAAGAGGUUCGCUCACCGCGGCAACCUGAGGGUGCAUCACCACCGCGUGCACCAGGGGGCGCCCUACUUCCUAGACCCCCUGCAGGACGGCAGCCCGUUGCCCUCAAAUGGGUAGUGUCUUCUCCCCCACCGCCGCCGCCGCCGCCCCAGGGAGAAUGAGCUUGGCUCUGUAAGCCCCAGAAUACAACCUUCCUUCCUUCGCUCCGGACUCUCUGAUUCGACAUGUGAUAGGGAUAGGUGAAAGCAUGCGUUUGGUCCAGGCAGCAGAUGCCUAUCCCGUCUCAUGAGAUCCACUUCAAGGAAGGAAGGAUGGAAGGCCGUCACGUUCAAGACUGCCCAACAGGCGAUAGAGCCCCCCCCCCCCCCCCCCCCAGCUCAUCCCAGAUACUGUAGAACUCAACUUUGGACAUGAAAUGAUGAAUAUGGUAAUAGUUUGUUAUUGUCGUAUUGUUUGUAUUACAUAGGACCACUCCUAAACUGUAGCAUUGCGAGUGAGAGGACACUGACCUGAGAACAGUGAACAAUUCAUUGACCUUGUGAUUGGAGCAAAACUACGUAGACUAGACGAGUCUAGGCUGGGGGUCCGACAAAAAUAAGGUGCAUCAGUAGCCACAAUGGAUAAACAGCUUGAUUUGAGGUCAAAGGCAGCUCAGAUGUAGCCUUUUAUCGUGGUUUUUAUUGCCAACCAAAUUCAAAAGAAUCAAAAAGCAAAACUGUUUUACUGGUUGACUGGAUUCAAGGCCUUCUUUCCCCAGUUCAUACAAAAUAAGGCCCUAAAGCAGUCCUGUGGCCACCGCCUGUUUCCUGCCAUCUCCAGGCAGGUUGCUUGCACUGAAAGAGGAGUGGUGUCGAUCAAAGUGUCUCUACAUUUGAGACGUUUCGUUCUGGGAGAUCCUCUCACUGCAGAGCAAACAUAGUGGCAGUCCAGUCACGUUAGCUACGCCUGAAUGAGAGUCUUGUCUCGUCUUCAUCGAAACGUCUGCAUUCCGUCUUCCCUUUUACCUCUCGUUCUUGGCUAUUUAAACAUCUAAUCAGACCACCUGACUCACUCGACUGUUUUCCUGUCCACUUCCAUGCAGGCUAUGCUGGGCUCCACUGGUGGAGUUGAGUGGCGCUGCCACAACGAACGGUUGUUGUUUUUUUACAACGGUAUGCUCAUACUGUACUACGCAUUUCACCCCCUGUUGAACGAAAUGUGCACGUUCAUUAAUGUCGGCGCCGCUGUGAAUGCAUUCCAAAACACUGUGUGUGACCUAGGACGUGUUUAGGCGACUGACUCUAAAUUGUACAACUGACCCUUAAAUAGUUUGGGAGCCACACACGAGUGGCCAAGGAGCCACAUGUGGCUCUGAAGCCCUGGGCUGCCGACCCCUGGUCUGGAACACUGCUCUUGAGGGGGGAGGGGGGGGGGGGGGGGGAGAGAUAGGAAGAUGAAGGUAUUAUAGCUACUUAGUAUUGAGUUGCAUGCGGAGAUGUGCGUUUGUGUAGAGUAACUCCCCUGUGUUCAUAUACUCAUACUUGGUUUCCUUUGACGUUGAAGACAUUCCUCGUGUUGACAAAUGUUCAAAACUGUUAAUCAAUGAAAACUGUAACCAUUGCCUACUCUCUCCAAUAAUGUCCAUCUUCCAUCUUUGCUAUUCAUAUUGACAUGAAUAAAUAGUGCAUUCAUGGUUCAAGCAACAUCAUGGCUAUGUCCUACUAUUAUAUUGAAGGCUGUGUGGAGAGAAAUUAGCAUUUCCUUCUUGGCAGAAGAAAUGGGAUUGCAGAUUUGGUUCCCUGCCCAGUGAAUGCAGUUUCCAUUACCGCCACCAGAGGGCAGGAGUUUGUCCAUGAAAUAAAAAAGACAGGUGGAGCAUGUAUUCUGUAUGUGUGUUUGUAGGAGGGGUGAAAAGAGGCCAUGCUAUAUCACCAGCUUCAUGCUGCAGUCCUCUACUGCGCACUUUCAUUUGAUUUGAUCUAACUGAACAUCCAUGAUAACCCAUACAUCCC